Ylistrum balloti is the source of this 1797-nucleotide messenger RNA. Its product is annotated as mucin-1-like. Lineage: Eukaryota; Metazoa; Mollusca; Bivalvia; Pectinida; Pectinidae. The transcript is spliced from 2 exons. The record is from RefSeq and is a predicted model, not a curated record. Bases 1 to 1797 code for a protein of 598 amino acids.
AUGUUUUUGAAGGGUGAAAUAGGCCAUUGGAAAAGUGCUGUACCAGGGGGAAAAGUACAGAUGUUUUUGAAGGGUGAAAUAGGCCAUUGGAAAAGUGCUGUACCAGGGGGAAAAGUGCUGAUGUUUUUGAAGGGUGAAAUGGGCCAUUUGAAAAGUGCUGUACCAGGGGGAAAAGUGCUGAUGUUUUUGAAGGGUGAAAUAGGCCAUUGGAAAAGUGCUAUACCAGGGGGAAAAGUGCUGAUGUUUUUGAAGGACUUAUAUAGAAAAAUCCAAAGCUCCGUCCACAGAUCCCAAGCUCCGUCCAGAAAUCCCAAGCUCCGUCCACGGAUCCCAAGCACAAGUCCCAAGCUCCGUUCACAGAUCCCAAGCUCCGUUCAGAAAUCCCAAGCUCCGUCCACGGAUCCCAAGCACAAGUCCCAAGCUCCGUUCACAGAUCCCAAGCUCCGUUCAGAAAUCCCAAGCUCCGUCCACGGAUCCCAAGCACAAGUCCCAAGCUCCGUUCACAGAUCCCAAGCUCCGUCCACAGAUCCCAAGCUCCGACCACGGAUCCCAAGCACAGGUCCCAAGCUCCGUUCACAGAUCCCAAGCUCCGUUCACAGAUCCCAAGCUCCGUUCACAGAUCCCAAGCUCCGUCCACAGAUCCCAAGCACAAGUCCCAAGCUCCGUUCACAGAUCCCAAGCACAGGUCCCAAGCUCCGUUCACAGAUCCCAAGCUCCGUCCACAGAUCCCAAGCGCCGACCACGGAUCCCAAGCACAGGUCCCAAGCUCCGUUCACAGAUCCCAAGCUCCGUUCACAGAUCCCAAGCUCCGUUCACAGAUCCCAAGCUCCGUCCACAGAUCCCAAGCACAAGUCCCAAGCUCCGUUCACAGAUCCCAUGCUCCGUCCACAGGACCCAAGCUCCGGCCACAGAUCCCAAGCUCCGCUCACAGAUCCCAAGCUCCGUUCACAGAUCCCAAGCUCCGUCCACAGAUCCCACGCUCCGUCCACAGGUCCCAAGCUCCGGCCACAGAUCCCAAGCUCCGCUCACAGAUCCCAAGCUCCGAUCACAGAUCCCAAGCUCCGUCCACAGGAUCCCAAGCUCCGACCACAGAUCCCAAGCUCCGUUCACAGAUCCCUCACAGAUCCCAAGCUCCGUCACACAAGCUCCGUCCACAGAUCCCAGGCUCCGUCCACAGGACCCAAGCUCCGUCCACAGAUCCCAAGCUCCGCUCACAGAUCCCAAGCUCCGUCCACAGAUCCCAGGCCCCGUCCACAGGACCCAAGCUCCGUCCACAGAUCCCAAGCUCCGCUCACAGAUCCCAAGCUCCGUCCACAGAUCCCAGGCUCCGUCCACAGAUCCCAAGCUCCGUCCACAGAUGUCAAGCUCCGCUCACAGAUCCCAAGCUCCGCUCACAGAUCCCAAGCUCCGUUCACAGAUCCCAAGCUCCGUCCACAGAUCCCAGGCUCCGUCCACAGGACCCAAGCUCCGUCCACAGAUCCCAAGCUCCGCUCACAGAUCCCAAGCUCCGUCCACAGAUCCCAGGCUCCGUCCACAGGACCCAAGCUCCGUCCACAGAUCUCAGUCUCCGUCCACAGGUCCCAGGCUCCGUCCAUAGAUCCCAGGCUCCGUCCACAGCUCCCAGGCUUCGUCCACAGAUCCCAGGCUCCUUCCACAGAACCCAAGAUCCGUCCUCAGAUGCCAAGCUCCGUCCACAGAUUCCAAGCUCCGUCCACAGAUCCCAGGCUCCUUCCACAGAACCCAAGAUCCGUCCACAGAUCUCAGGCUCCGUCCACAGGUCCCAGGCUCCGUCCAUAG